Archocentrus centrarchus (flier cichlid) is the source of this 3904-nucleotide messenger RNA. Its product is annotated as NACHT, LRR and PYD domains-containing protein 3-like. The transcript is spliced from 10 exons. The record is from RefSeq and is a predicted model, not a curated record. NCBI's taxonomy places the organism in Eukaryota, Metazoa, Chordata, Actinopteri, Cichliformes, Cichlidae. Gene Ontology annotation, molecular function: protein binding. Bases 51 to 3494 code for a protein of 1147 amino acids.
CUCUAAAGAAUAAAGGAACCGAGACUUGAGCUGGUUUCUGGGGAGCUGUGAUGACACCAGGUGACUUCUUGGAUAUUCUGGAGGAGUUAAGAGAAAAGGAGUUUGACGACUUUAAGUGGUUCCUGCAGCAGGAUGGCUUCCUGGAAGGCCUCCCAUCAAUCAAAGCAUGUCAGUUGGAAAAAGCAGAAAGGCAGGACACUGUGAGUCUGAUGGUGCAGACCUACAGACUUCCUGGAGCUGUGGAGGUGACCAGAAAGGUUUUAGAAAGAAUCAGCAGGAAUGACUUGUUGCUGAGUUUGUCUUCUCUCUCUCAGACCUGCACUCCUCUUCCUCAGGCUGAAGGUAAAACUGGAGUAUCAGAUGUGAUGGUUCCAGUACCAGAGCCACAUCCCAUCAUGUUUUACCAGCAGAUGCUUCAGUCAAACUUCCAGGACAAAUUUAUGUGUGCACAAGAAGGGUGGGCAGAAGAUAAACAAUGCCUGGCUGAUAUCUACACAGAGCUGUACAUCACAGCUGGGUAUGACAUACAUAUCAACAUACAACAUGAGGUCAGACAGAUUGAAAAAGUAUGGAAGCCAGGAGAAUCAGAGAAACCUGUUCAACCCAGAGAUAUAUUCAAACAUCCUUCUGGAGAGUACAGACCCAUCAAAACAGUGCUGACCAAUGGAAUUGCAGGAAUUGGGAAAACCUUCCUUGUUCACAAGUUUGUGUUGGACUGGGCCGAACAAAGAUCCAACCAAGAUGUGCAUCUGAUUUUCCCGUUCACCUUCCGUCAGCUGAAUCCACUGAAGGGAGAAAAGUUCAGUUUGGCAGAGCUCAUUCAUGAAUGUAUCCCAGAAACUGUAGGCAUCACAGAGGAGGCUCUUAAUUACAUCUUUACAGCUGUGGAGUCAUCAGGUAACACCAACUAUGACAAGAGCAAAUUCAAACUUCUGUUUGUGUUUGAUGGACUGGAUGAGAGCCGUCUUCAUCUCGACCUUCAUGCUGACGACAUUCGCUCUGCUGAUGUAACAAAGCCAACUAAAACAGAUGUCCUGCUGAGGAAACUCAUCAGUGGAAAACUGCUACGCCCUGCUCGCAUCUGGAUAACCACACGGCCUGCAGCAGCCAGUCAGAUCCCUCGAGAGUUUGUCAACAGCACAACAGAAGUCAGAGGGUUCACUGACCCACAGAAAGAGGAGUACUUCAGGAAGAGAUUCAAGUGUAAGGAGCAAGCUGACAAACUCAUCUCCCACAUGAAGGCAUCACAAAGUCUCCUUAUCAUGUGCCACAUCCCAGUCUUCUGCUGGAUCACUGCUACAGUUCUGGAGGAUGUGCUGAAAACCAGAGAGAGUGGAGAGCUGCCCAAGACCCUCACUGAGAUGUACACAGAGUUCCUGGUGUUUCAUAUUGAUCAGACAAAAGAGAAGUAUGGCCCAGAGAAGAGCAUUCAAUACAUUAAGUCAUUAGCAAAACUGGCUUUUCAUCAGCUGGAAAAGGGCAACCUGAUCUUCUACAAGAAAGAUCUGAGUGAGAGCAACAUCGAUUUCAAUGAAGCCUCAGUGUGCUCAGGAGUGUUCACAGAGAUCUUCAAAGAAGAGCGAGGAAGGAAAGGAAAGGACAAAAUGUUCAGCUUUGUCCAUCUGAGUGUUCAGGAGUUUCUGGCUGCUCUUUAUGUGAGGAUGUCAUUUAUUAACAGCAACAAAAAUGUGAUGCCUUCACCACCAAUGUCACUGAAAAAGCUUGGACUGCUUUUCGACAGAACAUCUUCAAAGAAGAUCCACAGGAUCUCCAUUGACAGGGCCUUACAGAGUCCAAAUGGACACCUGGAUAUGUUUCUUCGCUUCCUCCUGGGUCUUUCAGUGCAGACCAACCAGGAAAAACUACAGGACCUGCUGAUAAAACCAGACAGUAGCCCAGAGACCAAUCAGGAAACAAUCCAGUACAUCAAAGAAAAGCUCAGUGAAAAUCUGUUUCCAGAAAGAAGCAUCAAUCUGCUCCACUGUCUGAAUGAACUGAAUGAUUAUUCUCUAGUGGAAGAGAUCCAACAGUACCUGAGAUCAGGAAGUCUCUCCACAUAUGAACUAUCUCCUGCUCAGUGGUCAGCUUUGGUCUUCAUCUUACUUUCAUCAGAAAAAGAUCUGGAUGUUUUUGAGCUGAAGAAAUACUCUGCUUCUGCUUCAGAGGAAGCUUUUUUGAGGCUUUUGCCAGUGGUCAGAGCCUCCACCAAAGCUAUAUUGAGUGGCUGUAAUCUGUCAGAGAGAAGCUGUGAAACUCUGUCUUCAGUUCUCAGCUCCCAGUCCUCCAGGCUGAGAGAGCUGGACCUGAGUAACAACAACCUGCAGGAGGUAGGCAUGAUGUUGUUCUCUGCUGUACUGGAGAGCCCUCACUGUACACUACACAGCCUCAGGUUGACUCAAACCAGCCUCACAGAAAAAUGCUGUCAAACACUCUCAGCACUUCUCAGCUCCCAGUUCUCCAGUCUGAGAGAGCUGGACCUGAGUAACAACAACCUGCAGGAUUCAGGCGUGAAGCUACUCUUUGCUGAAAUGGAACGUCAUCGCUGUACCCUACAGGUUCUCAGGUUGAAUCAAACUAGUCUUACAGAGAAUUGCUGUCACAAGUUGUCAUUAGUUCUCAGCUCCCAGUCCUCGAGUCUGAGAGAACUGGACCUGAGUAACAAUGACCUGCAGGAUUCAGGAGUGAAGCUGCUCUCUGCCGGACUUAGCAAUCCUGACUGUACAUUGGAGACUCUCAGGCUGUCAGGCUGCCAGAUCUCAGCAGAAGGCUGUACUUCUCUCGCCUCAGCUCUGAACUCCAACCCUUCCCAUCUGAGAAAGCUGGACUUGAGUUACAAUCACCCUGGAGAUCCUGGAGAGAAGUUGCUUUCUGCUGGAUUGGAGGAUCCACACUGGAGACUUGAAACCCUCUGGCUGGAUCACGGUGGAGAGCAGAGGCUUAAACCUGGUCUAAAGAAGUAUUUCUGCGAACUCAUACCAGAUACAAACACCGCACACAGAAACCUCAAACUGUCUAAUAGCAACAGGAUGGUCACUCGUGUGGUGGAACAGCAGCCAUAUCCUUAUCACCUAGAGAGGUUUCACUCCUUUGUACAAAUGCUGUGUACAAAUGGAACGACUGGUCGCUGUUACUGGGAGGUUGAGUGGGACGGAGUGGUUGACAUAGCCGUGAGUUACAGAGAAAACAGAAACAAUUAUGAAAGGGUUCGGUUUGGAGAUAAUACACACUCAUGGAGUCUGAGGUGCUCUGAUGUUGGGUACUAUGUGCUGCACAAUAAUAGAGGAGCCCGUGUCUCCUCCUCCACUGUCCCUGAUAGAGUAGCAGUUUAUGUGGACUGGCCUGCUGGCACUCUGUCCUUCUACAGAGUCUCCUCUGACUCGCUGAUCCACCUCCACACCUUCAACACCACCUUCACUGACCUUCUUUACCCAGGAUUCUGGUUGUCCCAUCAUUCCUCGGUGUCUCUGCUGAAGAUUGAUACACAUCAGGCGUGAACAAGGCCCUUCUGUGGGGAGUUUGAAUGUUCGUCUGUCCUCUGGUAGUUCAAAUUCCUCCUAAUCAUGCCUGGGUACUUCUCCUGUGACGCUGACUGAAGCAGUGGCUUGCAGCAGACAUUGGGUGACACAUGGUAGCGCUGCACUAAAUGUAAUUGUUGUGAUGGGUUCAAUAAAGAGUGCGUUUCCCUGUGGGAAUAUUACGCUCACAACCUGCAAAACAUUUCACAUUCUAUAGCAAACAUUUUUAUUUCAUGUAUCAUAUAAAAAAAACAACCACUCGGCAUAUUAAUAUACUGUGUUUUAUGGUUUUGAGAUUGAGUUUAUAAGUUUUUUAAAAGCACUUAAACGUACAAAAACAAUAUCCAGGUUUCAACUAUGAAUUACAGCUUAAGUUUUUCAUGCAGCUA